Molecule: messenger RNA, 1975 nt
Organism: Betta splendens (Siamese fighting fish)
Lineage: Eukaryota; Metazoa; Chordata; Actinopteri; Anabantiformes; Osphronemidae
Product: neurogenic differentiation factor 4-like
Exons: 2
Coding region: 172-1164 (330 amino acids)
Molecular function (GO): protein dimerization activity
Source: RefSeq, a predicted model, not a curated record
CCCGGAGCCCCCCGCUGAGUGACCCGCACUGAGACGCAGCUCUGCGUGAGGAGGCAGCCGUUGGAUGGACCGAGGGACCGCUCCAAGGAACCAACGAAGCGAACUGUCUGCGAGCGAAGAAAAACUCGUGAACUUGUGUAGGACGUCCAGGAACUGAUCAGCACGAAUACCAUGAUGAUUAAGCCAUAUGUGAGACAAGGAGAGGGAGAGGAGGUCAUCAGUCCCCUGCAGUGGAUGGACGGGGACAUCAGCUCCCCCGAUGGAAACACUUCAGCCUCAUCUGACCACUAUAGAGCAGGUGGGCCAAACCAGCAGGCCAGGGACAUGGGGAGUGAGGACGCGGAGGAAGAUGAGGAGGACGAAGAGGAAGGGCGGGAGGACGAGAACGAGUCCAAGCGACGGGGGCCCAAGAAAAAGCGGAUGACAAAAGCCCGGCAGGAGCGGUUCCGCGCGCGGCGCAUAAAGGCCAACGCCAGGGAGCGCUCGCGCAUGCACGGCCUGAACGACGCCCUGGAAAACCUGCGCAGCAUCAUGCCCUGUCACUCCAAAACCCAGAAGCUGUCCAAGAUCGAGACGUUACGCUUGGCCCGCAACUACAUCUGUGCGCUGUCCGAGGCCCUGGAGGGGGGCCUGCCCACGGAGAGCAGGGCCUUCAUGGAGACGCUCUGCAGAGGCCUCUCACAGCCCACCACCAACCUGGUGGCCGGCUGCCUGCAGCUGGGCUCGGCUCCGGCCCCAGCAGUGAGGACCGACGACAGACAUGGUGUUCAGGCACCAAAUCCUCCUCUGGGCGCGGUGGUGAGCUACUCCUCCCCAGGCCUGCCCAGUCCCCCGUACGGCACCUUUGACUCGGCUCACCUGCUUCACCUGAGGGCGAUGAAAGGGGGGGUGUAUGAGAAUCACUCACCGAACGAGUACAACGACGGCGGCGUGGGGACCCCCCCGUACGACGGGCCCCCCACUCCACCGCUGAGCAUCAGCAGUAACCUGGUGCCCAAGCAAGAACCCUCGCCCCACUAUCCACCCCCACACCUCUACUCCCCCUCUGUGGGGCAGGGCCUGUAUCAGACUCAGAGCGGCUAUGACGUCCACUCAGAGAGGUCCUACGACCCCUAUCCACCACACAUGCCCCCCCGGCACAUAGCGCCCAUCUACAGGGACUGAAGGGGAUGAGGGGUUUGGAUUUGAUAAGACUGAAGACCUCCACAGACUGUUAGUAGAAGAAUUGUAGAACACAGUGGUUUAAUUACGAGAGGAGCACUUGCACAGUAGAUUAGCGCUGCUGAACAUUAGAAAAUACUUGACCUAAAACGAGACACUUCCUUAAAAUGGAUUUCCAUUCCAGCUGUGAGCAGCUGGAAGUCUUGCUUUAGUCCAUUCGUCCUGUUAUGAUUAAAGCACUUCUCAUUUUGCUUUGGUAACAUCACAUAUUCUGCGUAAGUGAAGAUAUUUGUUAUUUAUUCUUUAAUUUAAUACAUUGUAAAUGUACUGAUGUGUCUUUUAGGCUUUGCUUUUGUUUGUACAGUAUAUUUGGUCACGUUCUCUCUUUUGCUACUUAGUCUGAUAGUUUAUCUCUUACAGAAUAUUUCUGUUUUGUCCAUUUUUUCGUUGUGUACUAUUUAUUGCUUUACACGCACAAAACACAUUAACGUACCUGCCAUGACGUAGCCAAUCAGUGCACUAAUAUACCAAAAAAAUACAAGAAAAAGGCAAACAAACAGAAAACUAUGAGGUGAAAGAUCAACGUGAAGAAGCAACAAAGGUUUUUCUCAGGUGAUUCUUAUGUAAGUUAUAACAAAUGUUGCAUUGAACACAAUGAAAUUUAGUUUUUUCAAUUUUGUUUCUUUUUGGAAAAUUUGAUGUUAAUAAAAUAUUAAAAUGUCAACCAGGCAGUAGGUUUCGCAUUCACUAUCACCAUCAGACUGAGGGAUCCUGAUUACUUGCUACUUUGUUUCUCAUUUUCUCUCAGAUUUAG